Messenger RNA from Bacidia gigantensis, 300 nucleotides. RefSeq lists its product as uncharacterized. The record is from RefSeq and is a predicted model, not a curated record. Gene Ontology annotation, cellular component: septin ring; nucleus. The transcript has 2 exons. Gene Ontology annotation, molecular function: protein tag activity; ubiquitin-like protein ligase binding. Gene Ontology annotation, biological process: protein sumoylation. Lineage: Eukaryota; Fungi; Ascomycota; Lecanoromycetes; Lecanorales; Ramalinaceae. The coding region runs from base 1 to 300 and encodes 99 amino acids.
AUGUCAGAUAACGAACAAUCCCCCGGUGCUGCUGGAAACCAAGAGGAUCAGCCAAAAUCCGAGCAUCUCAACAUCAAAGUUACGGAUAACAACAACGAAGUCUUCUUCAAGAUCAAGCGCACAACUCAGCUCAAUAAACUCAUGACAGCUUUCUGUGAGCGCCAGGGCAAAGCGAUGGCGAGUGUGCGCUUUCUCUUUGAAGGAACAAGAGUAAAUGCCAACGACACGCCCCACUCGCUUGACAUGGACGACGGUGACACGCUGGAGGUACACCAGGAACAAAUUGGCGGCGAAAACUAG